AUGGCUCUCCGCUUCAUACAACAGACCCUCACAGUCGCAGCCCUGUGCUCAGCAGCCCUCGCACAAACAUCCGAUGUCAUCCCCGCCGACAUCAGCGCCGGCUUCACCAACAAAGAAGUCCAAGUCUCCUUCGACGCCAAAGCCGUAGACGGCUUCGCCUCGGGCACAACCUUCUCCAAAGACGCCGUCAGCACAGAACCCACCUUCGCCCUCGGCGACAGCAACGGCAUCUCGCCCAGCACCCGCUACACCCUCAUCAUGGUCGACACCACCUGCACCUCCGCCCGCAAGCUGCACUACGUGCGCUCCAACUUCAAGUUCUCCUUUGCCGGCGGCGCGAAUAUCGACACCGAGUCUGCCCCGCUGCUCGAGUACAAAGCCCCCGGCGCGCUGGGCGAGCAGGGCGACGCCCGCCAGUACGUCUUCCUGAUGUACACGAACCCGCAGCGCAAGGAGUUCGCCGAGAUGCAGCUGCCGGCCGACGAUCAGGUGUUCGACAUCAAGCAGUUCCAAAACGACAAUGGGCUCAAAGACCCCGUUGCGGGCGUCGGCAUGGUAGUAACCCUGGGCGGGACCGCAGACUGCGGCAGCGAGGGCGCAAACCAGGUACCCUCGGGCCUGCCCUCUGCGGCGCCAGCAUCAAGCGCAGCAGCGAGUUCCGUAGUGAGUUCCGCCGCGAGCUCCGCAGCCCAGACGAGCCCCGCGCCCGCGCCCACUCCGUCUCCACCCGGCAGCCCAGCAGCACCAUCACCACCCCCCAGCGUCCCGGCCUCGCCCUCGCCUCCCACCGGCCCCGCCAACACGCCCCCAGCGCCCUCCAGCGCCCCCGCCGCCGCGCCAUCCCCCAGCGUACUCCCCGGGACGCCGACCACGAGCCGGGCGCCGCUGGAGCAGACGGCGAAUGCGGCGGCGGGGACGGUGGUGGCGAUGGGGUCGGGGCGGUUUGUGACGCGGUUGUUGGUUGUUGCGGGGGUGUUGGUUUGGUGGGGGUGA
Molecule: messenger RNA, 993 nt
Organism: Boeremia exigua
Lineage: Eukaryota; Fungi; Ascomycota; Dothideomycetes; Pleosporales; Didymellaceae
Exons: 2
Coding region: 1-993 (330 amino acids)
Source: RefSeq, a predicted model, not a curated record